Molecule: messenger RNA, 1686 nt
Organism: Chenopodium quinoa (quinoa)
Lineage: Eukaryota; Viridiplantae; Streptophyta; Magnoliopsida; Caryophyllales; Amaranthaceae
Product: transcription factor bHLH128-like
Exons: 6
Coding region: 283-1383 (366 amino acids)
Biological process (GO): regulation of transcription by RNA polymerase II
Cellular component (GO): nucleus
Molecular function (GO): protein dimerization activity; RNA polymerase II cis-regulatory region sequence-specific DNA binding; DNA-binding transcription factor activity, RNA polymerase II-specific
Source: RefSeq, a predicted model, not a curated record
AAAAAUUAAUACCAAGUUGUUGAAAAAAUAUGCACAUUAAUUUUAUCUAAAGACAUCCAAUUUGAGUAUAACUUAAUAAUUUCAUUAAUUAAAAACGGAAAAAAAAAAAAAAAAAAAGAAAUUGACUUGCGCUCUCAAGUCACGAACCGUACUGUUUAAAUAAAUCAAACGAUACCGCUUUUUUUGUUUUCUCCCAUUCUCGUCCUUGCCCAUUGUUUUCUUUCUUUCUUCUCUCUCUUUCACAACUCCUAACCUCUUAAGUUGAAUUAUCCUACAACACCAAUGUACUCUUCAUCUUCCUCCUCCCAACAACAACAGUCAUCCUCCAACACCCAAUCUAAUAACAAUAGCAACCCAAAUCUCAUGCGCUACGACUCCGCCCCUAGUAACCUCCUCUCCAACACGGUCGACUCCAUCGUCGGUAACCACCACCACCACAACCACCAAAUACACCAACACCACUUCUUCGAAUCCAAUCAAACAAAACUUAAUUCGACUAACUCAUCAAGAGAUACCCUCACCUUGCUCCAUCAAGGUCCGUACGGUUUGACCAAGUCGUCAUCGAAUAAUAGUAAUAGUAAUAAUAAUAAUAAUAAUAAUAAUAACGGGAUGGAUUCUACGUCCAAGACAACGUCGUCUUCGAAUUUGAUUCGACAUAGUAGCUCUCCGGCGGGGUUUCUUAGUCAUCUUGCUUCUGAUAUUGGAUAUAAUUCUGUUCCAAAAGGAUUUGAUGUGAAUUACAAUAAUGGACUAGCUGGGAGUUCAAUAGGUCAUGAUCAGCACAUGCUAUCAAGGUUAGGCUCUCAAUUGAGCUUCACAAGAAAAGAUCAUCAUUCUCUCUCUCAAAUUUCAGAGGUAAAUGAGAAUGUUCUUGAAGGCAUGAGCUCCCAUGGCCACGAUGAUCAUGAGCGUGAGAAAUCAGUUGCUUCACAAUCUCGCUCACCCUCUGGAUUUUCACUGACUGCUUGGGAUGACAGCGAAAACAACUUUGUAAUUUCGACAUCAUCAAACAAACGAGGGAAAACUAUCAAUGACGAUAUCCUUUAUGGUUUAGGGGCCAUUGAUUCCCAGCAAGCAUUGGCGUUAGAGAUGGCAACAAUGGAGAGGCUGAUGCAAGUACCUGAAAAUUCGGUCCCUUGUAAAAUUCGUGCUAAGCGUGGAUUUGCAACUCACCCUAGAAGCAUUGCUGAAAGGGAAAGAAGAACUAGGAUAAGUGGGAAAUUAAAGAAGUUACAAGAGCUUGUUCCCAAUAUGGACAAGCAAACAAGCUAUUCAGACAUGCUAGACUUAGCAGUGCAGCACAUCAAAGGACUUCAAGGCCAGAUUGAGAAACUGAAUGAAGACCUAGAUCAUUGCACGUGUGGAUGCAAGCCAAAUAAUUGAUAUGGAGUCCUAACUCUGGAACGAAGUCUUGACUCUCAACAGGUUAUGGCCGCCUCAAUGGAAGCUUGGUGAUCAAAGAAUGAUCGAUUGCCAAAACUAAACAGUGGAUUUUUGUUUGUACAUAAACAUGUAAUUUUUCCUUACUAACUAAUUAAUUGGGGAGGUUUAAGAGAGUUAAAUAGAUGAUCCCUCCCUCUUUUCAUUUGGUAGUUUUAUGCUGUUCAAUUUUUGUAAGCAUUGUUCAUGCAAUUUUACUUUAGUUAAUUGAACUAGCUUAUCUAAAUUCAAAGCAUUUAGCAAGAC